AUGAGCGACAACGUACUGGUCGAAGUUGCAAUGAAUUACGUCAGUGAAGUAUGCGAGGUCAUGAGUCGUGAUGACCGGCGCUUACUAAUUGACGCAUUUUCAAAAUACGUUUCUUCAAGUAUUAGUUAUGAAAAAGCAAAAGCAAUUCUUGUCGAUGUUUUAAAUAACCCAACUCCUCUUGACAAACUAUGUGAAAUUAUGUUUGUUUCAGAUACUCCUUUGCCUCCUGUUGAUGAAAUGGACUCAGAAUCUGGAAGUCGAAGAAAAAAGACAAGAACAUGGUCUUCAGAAGAGGAUCAUCGACUUAUUAUGGGUGUCUACAAAUAUGGCGUCGAUAAUUGGAAUUCAAUAGCUUUAUUUGUCGGCCAUUCAAGGUCAAGAUCUCAGUGCAGCCAAAGAUGGAUUAGAGUAUUGGAUCCACAUAUUUCGAAAUCUCCAUGGUCAGAAUCAGAGAACCGUCAACUCCUUUCUCUCGUUAAGAAAUACGGCACUAAAAUGUGGGUUAAAAUUGCUUCCGAAAUGGAUAGAAGAAGUGAUGUCCAAUGCAGAUAUAGAUAUAAGCAAUUGGUUGGAGGCAAGGAUGAUGCAGCUUCUUCACCACCUCAGCCGAAAUCUCAUGCUCCAAAAGAAAUUCAACCGCCACCAGUUCCAGUUAAACAAACGGAGUCAAAUACAGAUCAGUUUUCAUCCUCAGUCCCUCCUCAUCUCCAAAUGCUUAAUUUACUCCCUCAACAAUCUAGAACUAUUCCAUCUUUCAAUCCUAGCCCACAACCUCCUCAACAAGUAGAACUUAACCAAUUCCAGAAGAUUCCUAUUCCAACGACUAUUAGUACUAUGCAAUCUUUACCAAUUAAUCCAAUGCCGUCACAGAUUCCAAAUGUUCGGGCACAACUACCAACAAUUCAGGCUCUUCAGAUGCCAAGAUUCGAUCAAAUACCACUCGCACGCCCACAACCAACUCCUUCUGACCAGAAAGGAAAUAUUAAUUUAGAUGCACCAAUUUUGUUAAGAAGUUCAACUGAUUUCUUCUGUAAAUCAGAUCAGUUGUUUGAUUCAUCAUUCUGGACUACUUAA
Molecule: messenger RNA, 1074 nt
Organism: Trichomonas vaginalis G3
Lineage: Eukaryota; Parabasalia; Trichomonadida; Trichomonadidae
Product: RNA polymerase II transcription regulator recruiting protein
Exons: 1
Coding region: 1-1074 (357 amino acids)
Source: RefSeq, a predicted model, not a curated record